Hyalella azteca is the source of this 4102-nucleotide messenger RNA. RefSeq lists its product as uncharacterized. The record is from RefSeq and is a predicted model, not a curated record. Gene Ontology annotation, biological process: regulation of DNA-templated transcription. NCBI's taxonomy places the organism in Eukaryota, Metazoa, Arthropoda, Malacostraca, Amphipoda, Hyalellidae. Gene Ontology annotation, molecular function: DNA-binding transcription factor activity; sequence-specific DNA binding; zinc ion binding. The coding region runs from base 1077 to 3140 and encodes 687 amino acids. The transcript is spliced from 5 exons.
AGGACACACGGAGUGCAGUUUUUUUUCAAAGUGACCCGUUUUAUAGAGACCCAUGAAACUUUUCAUUCGUGAGCAAAGUAAUGGGAUUGCCAAAGCUAAUUCUGUGACCGUGUAGUGACUUCCGCGUAACGCGCGAAAAUACCUUUACUCGUGAUAUUUGAACUAUUUUUUAUGAUAAACCAACGCGGUAUAAUUAGUGAAAUCUAAUCCAACGAAAGAAAUAAGAUAUAACCGUGUAGUCCCUCGGAAGAUUUAUCCUGAUAUUUCGGGCCGCGCUCGACUGCAAUUGUGAUAAGCGUUCCCGUGGAGUGGUGGAUGCCGCGAUAAGACUUCGCUCGGACUUUACCGAAACUCUCACGGAAUUCUCGUCCACGAGAUUUUAAUCUCUUGGAUGUCCAAAUGAUUUAGCUUCACCUGUCAUGACACUCACGCAAACACUGCACACGUGGCCAUGGUUUUUUAUUUGCUUUUCAUGUGAAAGAUAGAAGGUUUUGAUUUGAAUUUUUUGUUUUGUUUUUGAAUUGAAUUUCAUAAGAUUUGUAAUUGAACGAGUUAUAGAUCAUAUCUAUCCAAAAUCAAACCGGAAUUGAUCAGUGAGCUUGCCAUUAAUCUAGUUUGAAAAGUCCUUUAUGAGACUAAGAAUCGGGUAAAGUUACUGAAUGAUUAAUCAUUUACGUGAUUAGUAAUUACUCCCUUACGUAAUUAAUUAAUCACUUAUGUGAUUAAUUAGUCGCCUACGUGAUUAAUUUCGGAUAAAUUAGGUUUGAAUGAUUUACUGUACAAUCCGACAUCAGCGUUAGAAGAAACUAAAACAGUUCGGUUUUUUGUCAGUCUUCAAUCUCAGAGCCAUCGUUUAACUUUACAGAUAUUGACCAAAUUAAAAUUAUCACGUUUUUCGUGCCCAGACAUUGAAAUAAAAGUCACAGUUUCUUGACUUUUCAACGAAUGCUAGAUUUUGAUAAAUUAUGUGGAGUAUUUUAUUGCGUAGUUAAUAAGCGCUCACCCAGCCCUCUCGUCUGCUACGUUGCAGUGAAUGACGGCUAAAACGUUUGCGUGGAUCAAGUCAAGGAGACAAGAUGAACCAGCUGUGUAAAGUGUGCGCGGAGCCAGCAGCUGGCUUCCACUUUGGGGCCUUCACGUGCGAGGGAUGUAAGAGUUUCUUCGGGAGGACAUACAACAAUUUAUCGCAAAUACACGAAUGCAAGAACGGAGGACAAUGCGUAAUAAACAAACAAAACAGAACGUCAUGCAAGGCGUGCCGUUUGAGGAAAUGCUUGGUUGUCGGCAUGUCCAAGACUGGAUCGAGCAGAUAUGGCCGGCGAUCAAACUGGUUCAAGAUCCACUGUCUGCUACAAGAACAGUGUGGGUACUCGAGUUCUGCAGGCCAGUUCACCUCCUUCCGCAGUCCUGUGACGCCUACCCUGCAGGACGGUUCCUUGCCCUUCGUAAACACUCAACUGAGGGACGCUCUUCGCAUGGAGGCGCCCCUCACUCCUGCAGAUCACAGCAUCUCUCCCACUGCUAGGAUCCCCAUCACUUCCUCAGGGUCCGGCGUGUGUAUAAGGACUCCCGUUAGCGAGGAGCUUGUGACCUCAGCAGCAGCGAUGUCGGAGCAGCGGAGCCCGCACAGCUUCGGUGUAGGGCAAAUGGGCGCGGUUGAACGCCGCAUUAAAGAAGAGACCCUGAACGCUAUAAGAAGAGGAGUAGGUAUGCCGGACAGUGAACUUGAGGCUACGUAUCGGGAGCAACUUUUUGAAGCGAUCCGAAGGUCGCACAACUUACAACCUCCUCGGCUCCUGGACACAAAUGCGGUCCAGUCCAUGAUGAGGCCUACGCCUGAGUGUGAUCCCGUGCGACGCAUAGAAGUGAAGUUCGAACGCGUACGUCGUGCAUCCUCGGAGUCUGAGAAUAGAAUUAAUUCUGGCAAUGGAUAUGAUUGGGAUCGAAGGCUUCAGGACACUCCUGUCUUUAGUGAGUGUUUGCCUCUUAAGUCUACGUCACCUCAUUCGUCGAAAGAUUUAUUGAGCGUUAGUGUUGGUCAAAACACAGAAUGCUCCACUACCUGCUCUCAAAUCAAAAGAGAGAUUAUUGCCAACGAAAUAGAUUCAGUUCAUAAGGUUGUUUCUGACGGAACGUCUGAAAGAUCGUCGGACAAUCGGUCUCCAGUUUGUCAUACACCAAAGUCUCAAAAAAAUUCCAGAUUAUCUGAAGACUCGGGAACUCCCAUGACAGAAGAGGAAAGGUUGUCUUUCUUGAAAUCCACCAGCAAAAUAUCAGCAAAUAUUCCAGUCUCAAGAGAAGGCUCGGUCAUUAAUAGUUUCCAUGGUAUUCCUGGAUUGUUUCCUCACCGUCCUCCGAGAGAUGAUAUUCUGUACACGCCUUUAAAUAAUAAUAUUUUCCCGUUUCCAUCCUACCCUCCUGUAUGGCCAUCAAUUCUUCCCUUCCCAUCGUUAGCAAAAUUUUACCCCCCAUACAAUUCGCCGCCAGUGUCAAGCACUCAUCUUUCUUUAGACCCUUUCAAAAAUCCCGUAUUCAUGCCAUCCGAAAUGAGAAAUUCUUUGCUACCGAAUCCUUUGCAUGAUGCAAUUAAGGGAGAUUCGAGCAACAAGAAGCGUAUUUUAGAUGCAAUUCUUCAAGUUCAAAGAGAAAGCAGUUGUGGGCCUAUGGCCUCACUAGGAGGCCUUUCCCCAACAGCGGUUACUUUGGCAAUGAGUUUACCACAGCACGUCACGACGUCGGUGUUGUCUUCUGCAACGAGCGUUUCUACCACAUCUACGUCGUCGGGGGAACAGCCCAUCGAUCUCACGGUUCGUCGGAAGCGAAAAAUGGCAAAGCGCGACAUCACUUACCAGCCACACGAGGAAGAGAGGCAUCAAGGGAUAAAGGAUGACUUCCAUCGAGGGAUUGGUGAGAGAGAGGACGAUAAAGAUGAAACGCGAGGAAAAAUAGACGAAGAUGACGACGCAGACGAGGAGCCUUUGGAUGAACGUGCGAAGAGAGAGAUUCUCGUGAAAGGCACUUCUGAGAUCGUGGAUCUCAAGACGAGCAUUGAGUGCGCAACGAGGCUCCCGGAUGCCAAGUUUGAAGUGCCCUUGAAAAUAAUGAAGCUCGAGACUGCAGGUGAUGGCCUCAUCACUUAACCAUAGUGGCGGUUAUGCUUUUAGUGUAAACUUGUGCCUUUUGGUACAGCAAUCCAAAUUGACAUUGCAAUACAGUGUGCCAUAAUAAUUAAGUGCAAUUUAAAUUCUAGAGCAUAUUCUUAAGAUAAAUCACUUGGCGGAAUCAGUAUGGGGAUUUAUUGCAAUAAAUAUUAAAUUUGUAUUGUUUCUAGUUCUUCAUGUAGUAAAUUAGAAGAAUUUUCGUAUGUCGCCUAUGUUUCGUACGGGCUAUUCUUUCGUAUUCUGCUCAGUACGUUUAAGGAAAAUAUCUUACUUAUAGAGACUGUUGUUUAAUCAAUUGAAUUUUAAUUGUUUAUUGACAAAAUAAAACAGAAGAAAAAUGCUUUUAGUAUACCUUCAUAACAGGAACGUUGAUAUUUUGUCCAACAAUACGCUAUUCAUUUCUGUAAGAUCAGACGUAAGCAAGAUCCACAUGACAGUGAUGCUAUCAUGCAUAUUCUAAAGGAUUUAAGCUCGCACUAACAACUCCACAUCCGUUAAUGUCUUUUGAUUCUAUAAGAAUUUUGAAAAUUUUGAAGCUCUCAACUUACAGACAUUUAGUAAUCUCGAAAUAGUCGUCAGAACCUAAUGAAAAAGUGAUGCAAUAAUUUUAAUUAGACAAGAUUGAAGAGUAUUUAACCUGAGCAAAGAUACAAGAGCAAAUGAUGAUGGUACUGAAAUCAGCGGAUAUUAAACCGUGGAGUUUUUAUUUAUCUCCAUCCAAGAAAUUUAAGUGACAUCGCGUGAAAUUUUAUUGAUUGAAAUAUACAAGCACUUUACAUACUUACCACUAUUUUAUAGCACGUAAAUAAUUCAAACGACUAUGCAAUUCAGAAUUAAUCAGUAAACUGCGAUCUACAUACAGCAUAAGGAGAACUUCAGUUGGCUGGAUUAUAUAAUAUGAUUAGACGCAAAUCUAAUUGAACGGGACAAAUUGGUUUAAU